UGCUCAUGUAGCGAGUCGGCUUGUUAUCAUUGUUAGCCCACUGUUGAUGGCUACGCAUCAUUUUAAAAUGGAAUGAAAUACCAGCCUGUUGGAAGAAUAAAUUUAGAUAUUGACACUGACAGUCCAGCGUAAUGCUACGAGCAGGAAACGCUGUCGCCUGUGCGGCCUGCAGGAUCCUGGUGCGCCCCUGCAUGGCUGUGAGGUUCCCCCUGCCCUUACAGAAACUGCACCCGCUGUCCCGCGCCAUCCAUCACCGCUACUCCUCCAACACCAACCCCUGCCGCCCCAGCCCGUGCCCGACCGCCCGCCACUUCACCUCGCUGUCCCGCCCCCCACUUCGCUCGUCGCGCCUCUCCUCCUCCGGGGGGCAGGGCUACCAGCAGCGCCGCAGCCUCUGGGUGGUCCAGUUGGCCAGCAGGCUUCUGAGACUGCGCUAUAUCCUUCUGGGCUCCGCUGUGGGAGGAGGCUAUACUGCCAAAAAGACUUACGAUGAAUGGAAGGACAUGAUUCCAGAUCUGAGUGAAUACAAGUGGCUGCCCGAUUUUGUGCGGGAAAUCACUGACCAUGUGGACAUGGAUAAACUCACCAAGGCCUUGCCUGAUACUGAAGAGCUGGCGAAGCUGCUGCCUGACCUGGGCAAGAUUGGAGAGAGCUUCUCCUUCCUCAAAAACCUCCUCUCUAAUGGUGUGGUUAUGGGUAGUGAGGUCACAGGAGCUACCGGUCUGCAUCUGUUGUUAGAGUCCUCUGGGGAGCCUGCACUUACGCCUGCUGAAAACCAAGGACCUGACACUGAUGAUAAGAAGGAUGUGCUGAGUGAGCUCAUUCUUGCUCAGCAGCAGGUCCGGCAGAAAGAGGAGGAGACGCCCGAAGCACCGCCUGAAAACCCCACCCCACCUCCGAGCACCACAACACCCAAACGCAAGACCUCGGAGAAGGAAAAGAUAGACCAUCUACAAGAGGAACUGCUCCGCACUCAGAUGAAGUACCAGCGCAUGCUGGAGCGGCUGGAGAAGGAGAACAAGGACCUGAGGAAGGAGGUGCUGCAGAAGGAUGACAAGGGCAUCCACCAGAGGAAGGUCAAGAAGUCUCUCAUUGACAUGUAUUCGGAGGUGUUGGACAUCCUGUCAGAUUAUGACUCCAACUACAACACUCAGGAUCAACUACCAAGGGUAGUGGUUGUGGGGGACCAGAGUGCAGGGAAGACCAGUGUGUUGGAGAUGAUCGCCCAGGCCCGGAUCUUCCCCCGGGGUUCAGGGGAGAUGAUGACCCGUUCUCCUGUCAAGGUGACCCUAAGUGAAGGACCUCACCACGUCGCCAUGUUCAAAGACAGCACCCGUGAGUUUGACCUGGACAAAGAGGACGACCUGGCAGCGUUGAGGCACGAGAUCGAGAUCAGGAUGCGCAAGAGUGUGAGGGACGGGCAAACAGUGAGCCCUGAGACAAUUUCACUGAGUGUGAAGGGUCCAGGUCUCCAGAGGAUGGUGCUGGUGGAUCUGCCGGGAGUCAUCAGUACUGUGACCGCAGGCAUGGCCGCAGACACUAAGGAGACCAUCUUCGGCAUCAGCAGGGCCUACAUGCAGAACCCCAAUGCCAUCAUUCUCUGCAUUCAGGAUGGGUCGGUGGAUGCUGAGCGCAGCAUCGUCACAGACCUGGUCAGUCAGAUGGACCCCCAGGGGAAGAGGACGAUCUUUGUGCUGACAAAGGUGGACCUUGCCGAGAAGAACCUAGCCAGCCCCAGCAGGAUUCAACAGAUAGUUGAAGGGAGAUUGUUUCCCAUGAAGGCUCUGGGCUACUUUGCUGUGGUGACUGGAAAAGGCAGUAGCAGUGAAAGCAUUGAUGCAAUCAAAGAUUACGAAGAAGACUUCUUCCAGAGUUCCUCAUUAGUAAAGAAUGGGAUGCUGAAGCCUCACCAAGUGACCACCAAGAACCUGAGUCUGGCCGUGUCUGACUGCUUCUGGGAGAUGGUGAGCGAGUCUGUGGAGCAACAGGCAGACGCUUUUAAAGCAUCCCGUUUCAACCUGGAGACUGAGUGGAAGAACAAUUACCCACGCCUAAGAGAGCUGGACAGGAGCGAGCUCUUUGAAAAAGCCAAGAAUGAAAUCCUGGACGAAGUGAUCAGCCUCAGUCAAGUCACACCGAAGCACUGGGAGGCCAUCCUCCAGAAGAAGCUUUGGGAGAGGAUGCACACCCACGUCAUCGAGAACAUCUACCUGCCUGCCGCUCAGACCCUGGACUCGGGCACCUUCAACACCACCGUGGACAUCAAGCUCAAACAAUGGACAGAUAAACAGCUACCACACAAAGCACUGGAGGUGGCCUGGGAAGCCCUGCAGGAGGAGUUCACUCGCUUCGUGUCGGAGAACAAAGGGAAGGAGCAGGACGACAUCUUCGACAAGCUCAAGGAGGCCGUGAAGGAGGAGAGCAUCAAGAGACACAAGUGGAAUGAGCAGGCGGAGGAAAGCCUGAGGGUGAUCCAGCACAAUGCCCUGGAGGACCGCUCCAUCACCGACAAGCCCCAGUGGGACGCCGCCAUCCAGUUCAUGGAGGAGACCCUACAGGCGCGCCUGAAAGACACGGAGGGGGUCAUCGGCGACAUGGUGGGCCCUGGCUGGAAGCAGAGGUGGACACAGUGGAAGAGCCGCAGUCAGGAGCAGCAUAUCCGCAAUGAGACCAAGAACGAGCUGGAGCGUCUGCUGAAGGUGCAUGAAGACCACACUGCCUACCUGGCCAACGACGAGGUUACCACCGUGCGCAAGAACCUGGAGGCCCGCGGGGUGCAAGUGGAUCCCAUACUGAUAAAAGACACCUGGCACCAGUUGUACCGACGGCAUUUCCUGCAAAGGGCGCUGUCUCACUGUAACCUGUGCCGGAGGGGCUUCCACUACUACCAGAGGAACUUUGAGGACUCAGAGCUGGACUGUCACGAUGUGGUUCUGUUCUGGAGGAUCCAGAGGAUGCUGGGAAUCACAGCAAACACGCUGAGGCAGCAGCUGACCAAUGCCGAAGUGCGGCGCCUGGAGAAGAACGUGAAGGAGGUUCUGGAGGACUUCGCGGAAGACUCGGAGAAGAAGAGUCAGCUGAUCACGGGCAGGAGGGUGCAGCUGGCCGAGAACCUGAAAAAAGUCAGAGAGAUCCAGGAGAAACUGGAUGCCUUUAUAGAAGCCCUUCAUAAGAGCAAGUAAUGAGGUUUUUAAGCAUGGCCAUCAGUGGAAAGCAGUGGAGCGAGUGACUGCCUAUCAUCGAAGACGAACGAGUCCUUCCUGGAAACGACCUCUGACCUUUUAUCUUUUCUCUUGUCUGAUGUGAACACUGCCUGCUGUGAUUGAGAGUACCACGAUCUGAGGACUGUGGAAGCAAGGCGAGAUGGAGCCUGUACAGUAGAGCACUUUUGCAUUUCUGGACGAACGUCACUUUCACGGCAGUUUUCCACCGAUGGUGCUGCAACACUCGUCCUUUGUUCGUAGAAGAUGUGAUCUUCGGGUUCACCAAAAGCUGGUCUCCUGCUCACAGGAAAUCUGCUGUCAGGGAGAGGGGGAGACGCACUCUUUGCUAUGACUGGAUCAAAUAGUAGAGGGAGACCGCAUGGGGAAAAUGGCCGUUCCUUCACAAGUCUUUAUGAAGCUGUGCUGAUACACCACGGUACAUCUGUCAGUGAUUGAUGGGAGAAGGCAGGUGGAGGUUGGUAGGCGUGAACAGACCUUGAGAAACUGGACUGGAUGGACUUUGCAGUGAGUCUGACACAGGGAAGGGGCCAGGACCACAGCCACAUCCUCCACUGACUCAGUGGCUCAGUCUAAGCAGUAACUAGAUCAUCACUCCCAUUCUGUAUGUGUGUGUCCUGUGCUGUGCUUGUAUCAUGCAGAAUGCCAGGACACUUUUGACAUGCCCCAGCUACAAGUAGUCCUCAGAAUCGUGACCCCAGCGUGGCUCAUUUUGGGUUUCUGUUAGCGGUCUCCUUUUACGGCCCUAUGGGCGGGGCGUUAACACAGUGGGGGCGGAGAGUUGCUUUUCCCGACUCGGACCGUUUUUAUGGGAGAGCGAACAUCAGGAAGGAGGAACGGAACGUGCGAUCACCUCAAGUGGAGCUACCAACACGCACAAACAUGCUCAGAUCAGUGGAACAGGCUCUGCUCAGUGGAGUCUCUCUCCUUUACAGGUACCUACAGUGACAGUGACAGUCUUACUCCCCAGCCAGUAAGAUCCUCCGGGUGGGCAAAGGUUCGGGAGCAGGUCACGAGAAGGAAACUGUCACACCGGAUUCCAUACGUCCACAUGUAUGAAUGCUAAAACCCAAAAGCUGUGUACAUGGGAAUGAAAUUAAACUCACUAAUUGUGUCACUGUUUGGAGGGAUCAGCAGUGCGCUGUUCUUGUAUUAUUAUAUUAUUAUUAUUCCACCGGUGU
Molecule: messenger RNA, 4402 nt
Organism: Megalops cyprinoides (Indo-Pacific tarpon)
Lineage: Eukaryota; Metazoa; Chordata; Actinopteri; Elopiformes; Megalopidae
Product: dynamin-like 120 kDa protein, mitochondrial
Exons: 32
Coding region: 132-3182 (1016 amino acids)
Biological process (GO): mitochondrial fusion
Cellular component (GO): cytoplasm; microtubule; mitochondrial membrane
Molecular function (GO): GTP binding; microtubule binding; GTPase activity
Source: RefSeq, a predicted model, not a curated record